AUGUGAAUAAAUUUCGCAGUAUCACACGUUUCCCGCGCAAUUACUUGUUACACUUGAUUACACGAAAGAAACAAUAGAACAAAUUGGUCUGUCGGUGAAAAUUAGUAGUUUAGUAACUACGUUGAUAGCAGCAGGUAGUAGUUAACUGUAGCAGUAAUUAUAUGAUCGUCUAUGGUUCGCGAAUUUGAUUAUCUUCGAUAUGUGGUCGUCAUCGGCAAUGGACACUAGUGUAAAUUCCGGGGGCGGAUUUCUCGACACCUCUCAAACGGAAGAAGCAAGUAGUGGGAAAGUCGAGAGGCUACAAAAUAUCGUUCCUCUCAUGAUAGAAGAUCUACUUACCGCUACUGACGUGAACGAACUAAAAGUAGGAAAUUUGCCUAUACGUACAUUUACGAUUGUCGCGAUAAUACGUAAUAUCGAAGAGACAGCCACGAAAAUAACUUAUGAAGUCGAGGAUCAAACAGGGUCUAUCACAGCUGUGAAAUGGAUUGAGGCAGAAAAAAAGAGUUCAAGCCCUCUGGGGACAGUCAAUGCCUACUUUCAUAUAUUUGGUUUGCUGAGAGAACAGAACGAUAAGAGGCACAUCCUAAUUUUGGGAAUGCACCCAUUAUGGAAUCUGAAUGCUCUGGUAACCCAUCUUCUCGAGGUCACGUACGUUUCGCUUCGAUCUCCAGAAGAAAUGUUUAUUCCAAAAUCUGAAAACUCAAUUUCCAAAGAUACUACUGGUAGUAUGAACAAAAGCACUGUUUCUAUGGUCAGUGAAGAUGCCAAUCUGUAUGGAAUGGAUGCAGAUCAAAUAUCCGUAUAUGAGACUAUUCGAAAGUAUAAUGAUACUGAGUCUGGUAUCAAGAGAGAUACUUUGAUAGCAGAGUUACCAAAAAACACAAAGAUGAGACUAAACGAGAUUUUGGAAUUCCUCACUUCCGAAGGACACAUUUAUACCACGUGCACAGAUGAUCACUUCAAAACAACUUAAACUAAAACUGUAUUAAUUGCCGUACACUACACUACAUUAAACUUGCAUUUUUUGUUAUUACUUAUUAAGCAUUAAAACUCUUUUGUAUAAAGAAAAAA
This is a messenger RNA of Ceratina calcarata, 1074 nucleotides long. RefSeq names its product Replication protein A2. Gene Ontology annotation, cellular component: site of double-strand break; chromosome, telomeric region; DNA replication factor A complex. The transcript is spliced from 3 exons. Gene Ontology annotation, molecular function: single-stranded DNA binding. Gene Ontology annotation, biological process: DNA replication; double-strand break repair via homologous recombination; nucleotide-excision repair. The coding region runs from base 200 to 976 and encodes 258 amino acids. The record is from RefSeq and is a predicted model, not a curated record. Lineage: Eukaryota; Metazoa; Arthropoda; Insecta; Hymenoptera; Apidae.